Gregarina niphandrodes is the source of this 316-nucleotide messenger RNA. RefSeq lists its product as hypothetical. The transcript is spliced from 2 exons. NCBI's taxonomy places the organism in Eukaryota, Apicomplexa, Conoidasida, Eugregarinorida, Gregarinidae. The annotation marks the transcript as partial. The record is from RefSeq and is a predicted model, not a curated record.
CUGCAGCGGUGUCUGGCGAUCCUCCAGUCGGCCCUGGCAAACCCGCAGACCGCACCCGCCCCCGCCGCGCCACCCCAGCCGGCGCCGGUCCCCGCGCCCGAGCCCGCGCCUGUGCCCACCGCCCCGACAGCCGCCUCGCCGCCUCGGAGUGCCCCUUAGACGACCUCCUCCUGCUGAUACCCGCCAGCCGCCGCAAGGGUCCCGUCGACGACUCGGCCGCCGUGGCCGCGGUCGGUUCGGCCCCGACCGUCCGGGUGAAACGCCGCCGCUGCCCCGCACGUGACGGCCCCUGCGAGGUGCGGUCCGCCUGUCUCGC